AUGGCCGGAAUUGCACAGUCCGAACAUUCUGUAGAGGGACACUUGAAUCCCGCAGGUACAGAGCCCAGGGCCUCCUCCCCAUCAGCAUUCAAUGACACCAACAUCCUCGCUCCCACACCCCGCUACUUCAUGACUCCAGCUAUGCUAGAAGUGCUUCCCAGAAGAAGGGGACCUUCAGCCAGGCUGGCAGAUGAAUUCGCCACCCUAUACCCAAACGAACCAAGGACAGGAAGGCGAUUCCAUCAGUGGGAAUAUGAUAUCCGAGCUCGAGACCACUCUGAAGAGGAUCGGCAGCGAUAUCGAACACAGCCAAUAGAUGUGGUAGCAAGGCACGGGGGGGCAGCAAGGGGGCAAGACUACGUCUGGUCAAGCCACGCUUCAGGGACUCCGCCAGGAUAUGAGCGAUACAGGCUCCCCGAUAACCGGCAGAGUUACUACCUGGCACGACCCGGUCUUCCCCCACCCACGGAGGAAACACCCGGAUUCUGGACCCAGCCUGUUGAUAUGCGAUGUGCUUACCAACAUCUCCAGGCGGACUACGACCGUCUGCGGGGCAGGCUCGACACAGCCCUAAGAGAAGUAACGGAAGCACGGGAAGGACGCCUGGUGGCCGAAGCAACCCGGGAUCGUCUCAUGAGGCAGGUGAACGAAUACGAGGCUUCGCGAACAGAGCGCGGCAACCAGAUCCACAAGCUAACAGUGGAACUGGAAGCCAUGAAAAAAGCAUACAACUCUAGUGAGGCAAGGAAACCGGUCGAUAAGGGAAAGCGGAGACAGGAUCCUGGUCAACAGGACAUUCGAGAUUGGGUAAAAGGAGUCAGCGGACCCGCCGGCCCUAGCGGACUCAAGCCGGCACACCAGGCAAACCCUGAGCAGCCGUCCGGUAGGGUGCAGAUGCCCCCAAUAUCCCCGGCACACUCCUACGAGGGAGACCAAAAUGACAAGUUGGCGGGGGCACACUAUGCAUUCCCACCAGAGCAACCGGUCCCACCACCGGACCGGAGUCGUCGCUCUGCCGCCCCGCCGCCAGCAUCCUCGGACGAAGUUCAUAGGAAAUCGUUCCGAGGACCAAAGGUCAACCUCCCGGAGCCAUUCGAUGGCACCAAGGCAAAGGCAAAGGCAUGGCUUGUCGAUGUGAUGAACUACAUCAUCAUGAAACCCAGCGAAUUCGAGGAUGAACAAAAUCACUGGAAAGCCUCCCUUCUGGAAAGGAUGAUGGGAGGCCCACCGGUAUACGCCACGCUCCAGGACUUCAUCGCGGACUUCAAGAAAAUGUACUACCCCGCGAAUCCGGAGCUGGAAGGCCAACGAAUGCUGCGGAAUAUGCAGCAAAGGUACAAGCCUUGGGAGGAAUUCGAAGCCGAAUGGGAACAUUGGGUCAAGGUCUCGGGGUAUAAGGAUGAACAGCUACUGCUCCAACUACUUAGGACGGCCAUGAGGAAAGAACUCUGCGACAGAGGCAAGGGGAAAGCCAAAGACUCCAAAACCCGACAAGUCCACCAGGAGGAAGGUUCGACAACGGCAACGGUCAAUGCGGUCAGGACAACGGGAAGGGCGCCCAUCAGAAACGUCGAUGAGGCAGGCAAGGCGGUGCCACACAAGGAAACGGUAGGCAUCGAAAACGAACGCGACAAGCACCGAAAGUGUGGUACAUGCGGAAAGGAAAGGUCGGAGAAGGGGUCGUGCACGGAUAUAUGGCACACCCACUACUACGACGGGAAGGCGCAGUGCUGGCGCAAAAAGGAUGCCCAGCCUGCAGCUCGGGCCAGUACGGUAGAAGAAACUGAGGCCGUACGAGCAUUCAAGGCGGCCAUCGCGGCCAACCCCGCUCUGCUCAACCAGGCGGGUUUUCAAUUCGGCAAGGCUUAA
Laetiporus sulphureus 93-53 is the source of this 1869-nucleotide messenger RNA. RefSeq lists its product as uncharacterized. Lineage: Eukaryota; Fungi; Basidiomycota; Agaricomycetes; Polyporales; Laetiporaceae. The transcript has 4 exons. The record is from RefSeq and is a predicted model, not a curated record. Bases 1 to 1869 code for a protein of 622 amino acids.